GCCGCCUCUGCCCCCCCUCACCCAUACGGCAGGCUGGGCCAGGCCCCCCCCAGCCCAGUGAUGCACAGGUGCGAGUGACGGUUACAGAGCAGCCCCCACCAGCCCCACACCACCGCCAUGGGGGUGGCCAGGCUGCUCCUGCUCACCACCCUGCUCCAGUUCCUGCCCUCCCGUGGAGCAGCGGGCCCCUUUCCCGCGUUGGCUCCCCCACUGACCAUGGUAGUGAACGGGCAGCAGAAGCAGUUGGUGGCCUGUGUGGUGAGCGACCUGCCGCCAGGCUCCCACAACGCCAUCUGGAUAUCCAGCAGCAACGGCAGUGCCCUGCGCACCUUCACCUAUGGGGUGUCCCGUGGGGACAACAGCACCACCAGCACCAUUUCCAUCCUCCCUGCCGACAGCGACACGCUUGCCUGCCACGUUGGGCCCGACCGGACCGCGCCAGCGCACAGCUCCGAGCCCCUCCGUGUCGCUGGUACGGCCCUGGCUCCAGCUGCCACGCCACACAGGCCUCGCCUGCCCCAGGGGUGCACGACGGGCGAUGCUUCCUCCUCCCCCCGGCUGGCUGUGGGGUGUGUGCCAGCCCCGGCCUGGCCCAGGGCUGUGGCCAUCCCCAGGGCUCUAGCAGCGGUGGUUCCAAGGGGAACGGGCAUGAGGGCCACAGAGGUAAAAGCGUUGUGGACCCGCUGCACGAAGGGGGUUGCAGCUGGCCCCACUCGCACACCUGGUGCUGGGCCCCUUUCUGCCCCAGCCGCUCUCUCUGCCCCGCAGGUGACAGCGCAGCAGAUCUGUGUCCGGGGGCCCGCACUGCGCCGCGUGCCUUCACCACCAUGACCCUGCUCGUGGCUGUCCGGGUGCUGCUGCUGAAGGUGCUGCUCUUCGACGCCCUCCUUA
Messenger RNA from Dromaius novaehollandiae (emu), 891 nucleotides. It is a transcript of the gene PTCRA, whose product is annotated as pre T cell antigen receptor alpha. NCBI's taxonomy places the organism in Eukaryota, Metazoa, Chordata, Aves, Casuariiformes, Dromaiidae. The coding region runs from base 118 to 831 and encodes 237 amino acids. The transcript has 3 exons. The record is from RefSeq and is a predicted model, not a curated record.